GAGACAAACUCCGGUAAAGUAAGGGUGCCGGCCGAGGUCAAAUGCCUCCAUAGUGCAGACGGCAUCAGACGCUUGAAUUCGACUGCACUAAGCUGCAAUGGAGUCGGGGCAGGAACGAGUGGUGGCUCUGGUGGAUAUGGAUUGUUUCUAUGUGCAAGUGGAGCAGCGGAUGAAUCCGGCACUGAAGAACAAGCCAGUGGUAGUGGUGCAGUACAAAACUUGGAAAGGAGGCGGAAUUAUCGCUGUGAGCUAUGAAGCUCGAGCCUUUGGAGUGACGAGGAACAUGUUUGCUGACGAUGCAAAGAAGCUGUGCGCUGAUCUGCAACUGGCCCGGGUCAGAGAGGCUCAUGGGAAGGCUGACCUGACACAUUAUCGGGAGGCCAGUGUAGAAGUGAUGGAGGUGAUGUCUCGCUUUGCGGUGGUAGAACGUGCCAGUAUUGAUGAAGCCUACAUCGACUUGACAGACUCUGUGCAGAAGAGACUGCGAGAGAUGGGAGUGGCACCCAUAUCAGGGGAGCUCCUCAAGAAUACGUAUGUGCAGGGGUUUCCUCAGUGUGGGAUGGACAGAGACAGCCUAUCAAAAGAGGAACUACGCCGCCAUGGCUUGGAGCAGUGGCUGGAAUCCUUGCCUGUCGGAGAUCCACACAGUGCAGAUGUAAAGCUUGCAGUGGGUGCCAUUAUAGUGGAGGAGAUGAGAGCAGCAGUAGAAGAAGAGACCACAUUCCAGUGUUCAGCAGGAAUUGCCCACAACAAGGUGCUGGCAAAGUUGGCCUGUGGUUUAAAUAAACCGAACCGUCAAACCAUUUUAUGUCAGGGCUCUGUGCCGGGACUGUUCAGUGAGCUGCCAAUCGGCAAAAUCCGACACCUCGGUGGAAAGCUGGGAACCUCCAUUAAGGAAAUCCUUGAUGUUGAGUAUAUUGGACAACUGACUCAGUUCACUGUGCAACAUCUUCAGAACCACUUUGGGGACAAAACUGGAUCCUGGCUCUACUCCCUGUGUCGGGGAAUUGAAGAUGAACCAGUGAAGCCCAGACAGUUGCCUAAGUCCAUCGGAUGCAGUAAGAACUUCCCUGGAAAAACUUCACUUUCCACUAGAGAGCAGGUCCAGUACUGGCUCCUUCAGUUGUCUCUGGAGUUAGAAGGGAGGUUACAGAAGGACAGAGAUGCAAACAACAGGGUGGCUAAGCUGCUGACCGUUGGUUUGAACCAGAUGGGAAAGCGUCUGUAUGGGAGCAUGUCUCGCUGCUGUGCUCUCACCCGGUACGAUGCCCAGAAAAUCAGCAGUGACGCAUUUGUUCUCUUAAAAUCCUUCAAUGCCGCAGGGAUGCACCAGGCAGCCUGGUCCCCCCCACUCACACUGCUCCAGCUCUCUGCAAGCAAAUUUUCCUCGACUGAAUUGCCCAGCAGUGGCAUAACCAGCUUUCUGAGCAAAGAAGCCUCCAGUAGCCAAAAGCCCCCGAGCCCCACCCCACGCAGGUCCAGUGCUACAGAAACAAGCAGCCCUAAAACUCCAAAGAGCCAAAGAAAAGAUACAGAGAGCCGAACUCCCAGUUCCAUACAGCUUCUGUUUCAGCGAGCGGCAGAGAAGAGAGAAAUUAGAGAGGAGAAGGUUCCUCCCACUAACAUGCCAGGCUCUCCAUCAGGCUCUCCCACUGAGCUGAAUACCACGAGCAAUAUGGCUUCUGGGUGCCAGUCGUUUUUAAAGCAACAAACUCAAGAGCUGCAAGAAGCAUAUAAUUUUUGUUCUAGAACUGACUCUGAGCCAAACGGGCCAGUGGAUGGAGCUGCUGAGAAUGCCAGUGGGCCAGUAUUGACUGCUACAGGGGAGCAUGAAUCCUGCUGUACAACAUCUGCUCUUCAGGAAGCGUCCCUGGCUGGUCACAGCGAGGAGGACAUUAUGUGCUGUGAGAAAUGUGGCUUGAAGCUGUUGGUGUGGGAAAUACCAGAGCAUAUGGACUAUCACUUUGCCCAGGAACUUCAGGACUCAUUUUCUGCCCCCAGUCCCAGCAGGGCACCCCCUGUAUGUGCCCCAGCCUUGACCCCUUUAGCCAGAUCCAAAAACAAAGCUAAAAAGUCUCUGGCCUCCAAUGCUAAGCGCCCACGGACAGACGGCAACAGGACUCUUGAUGCAUUUUUUAAAAGUCCCAAAUAAACAGAAUAAAUCUGCCCCAUCUCCAGUCUGAACCAUUAUGACAAAUAAAAAAUGACGGGCCCUUGCCCUUUC
This is a messenger RNA of Xenopus laevis (African clawed frog), 2224 nucleotides long. RefSeq names its product polymerase (DNA directed), eta S homeolog (gene polh.S). Gene Ontology annotation, cellular component: nucleus; site of double-strand break; replication fork. Lineage: Eukaryota; Metazoa; Chordata; Amphibia; Anura; Pipidae. The record is from RefSeq and is marked provisional. Gene Ontology annotation, molecular function: DNA-directed DNA polymerase activity; magnesium ion binding; damaged DNA binding. Gene Ontology annotation, biological process: DNA repair; DNA damage tolerance; error-prone translesion synthesis.